AUGGCGUUUAGUGAAUGUAAAGCACGUGCAAUAUAUGAAUUUGUUGCUGAAACUCCAGCUGAACUUAGUUUUACUGCAAAUGAGAUUCUUAUAGUAACUUCAACGUCAGCUGAAGAUCCAUGGUGGUCCGCCCGAAAUUCCUCUGGACAAACAGGCUCAAUUCCUUCAAAUUAUGUAGAAAUAAUCUAUGAUGAAGAAGAAUCGAAACAACAAACAUCAACAUUUCAAGAUAUAAAUUUUAAUUAUACUCCAAUCGAUAAUGCUAAUACUUACCUUCAACCAACAUCAGAAGUAACUUAUCAACCACAAAUGCAACAAGAACAAAUACAAAAUACAAAUCUUACUUCAAUUAAUGAUUGGACAACAGAACCAACUUCGCAAGUAUAUGAAGAACCAGUCCAGUCAAAUAAUCAAGUAAUAAAUACAGAUACUUCUUUCAAUUCAUUAGUAUCAGCAACAACAAACGAUAAUACAUCUAAUCUUAUACCUGUAAUAUCUGUACCAUCUGAUCCAUACAUAGCAGUUACAGACAUUCCAAUAAUGCGAGAUUCAUCUCUGCUAACAUCUAGAAAUUCUGUACAACAAAAUGUUGCAAUGUCCUAUCAACACGAUUCAUGGUAUUUUGAUUCUACAAAUGCAUCCACGCCGAUUUUAUCAACAAAUUCUUCAAUACAACACGAUUUAACACCUUCAUUUGGAUAUUCACAAACAACAGUCGCAGAAACAAAACACGAACAACAAGUUUCGACAUUUGAUGAUUUUAUGUUUUCAUCACAAGAACCACAGUAUGCCGUUGCUUAUAAUAUGCCAUCACAAGUAUCACAGUCUGCUGUUACUAAUAAUGCUCCAUCACAACUAAUGAGUUCAUAUCAACCUGAAACGAUGAUGCCACAAACAAUGCACAAUAAAUCGUCAGUGCCAAUAGAGAAUAGUAAUUUGAGUAAAUAUCCUACAACUAAAACACUAUCAGAAUCAAAAUCUGAAGAAGCUGCAACAUCAGCACCACCUACAACCAAUACAAAAAAGAAAUUUUUUACAUUGAGACGUGAAAAACCAAAACGUGAACGGGAAAAAGGACAUUCAUUAAGUGAAACAUCAUUAGAAUCAUCUUUACGACAAGGAAACGAUGAAACUAAUUCACUUAGUUCCAAUGCUUCAGGAUCAACACUUCACAAUACGUUACUAAAUCCGAGCAAAGCACCUAUUGGAGAAGGUGAUGCUAAAGGAUCAGCUCCACGAGCUAGAUUUUUUGAUAAACAUGGUAUAGACAAUUAUUUAUUGCAUGGAUGUAAAGUAAAAUCAGACGAACAUGUUCAAAUAGGUUAUGAUGAAAAAGAAGGUGGUGUUUAUUGGAUAUACAAUCCUACUAUGCCACCAUUUACAUGUAAAGUUGAAGAUCCAGAAAAAGGAACAAAAUUAGGUGGAUUCAAAACUUUUAUGGAAUAUAAAAUUCAUACACAAAUAUCUGGCAGUCGGGUUGUUGGUCGACGUUAUAAACAAUUCGAUUGGCUACAUGAACAACUUGUUAAUAAAUUUCGUUUUAUUUGUAUUCCACCAUUACCUGAAAAACAAAUAGCUGGACGAUUUGACCAAGAAUUUGUUGAAGAACGUCGUCGACAACUUGAAUUAUGGCUUAAUCGUGUUUGUCGUCAUCCAGUACUUUGUGCUUCAUUUCCUGUACAACAUUUUGUAACAUGUGAACUUACAGAUGGAAAUAAUAAAGAUUGGAAAGCAGGAAAACGAAGAAGUGAAAAAGAUGAAUUACGUGAAGCAUCAUGGCUUCAGUGUGUUUCAUUUACAAAUUCAAAUUUAUCAGAUGCAGACAUUGUAUCAUAUAUUGAUGCAUUUACUCAACAACAACCAAAUCUUGAAAUGCAACUAAAAAAUCUUACUCAAGGUUUAGUAAAAUAUCUUGAAAGACAUACUGAAAUCUAUGAACGUGAUAUUCAACGUAUCGGUGAACUUUUUGCUAAAUUUCAAAAAGUUCUACAACUUGAUACAACUACAUUUGGUAGUAAUAAAGAACUUUCCGAUUCAACAUGGAAAAUUAGUACUUCAUAUAAUUCAAUAGCAGAAUUAUAUAAAACGAAAGCUUGUGAAGGUAUUCGAGAUUUUAAUGAACGUGCUCAAGAAUAUAUUGGUCUUUUGGCUUGUUUUCCAUUGAUAUUAAGUAUUCAACGAUGUGGAUCAGAUUUUAUACGAAACAUACAACAACGUGGUCCGUCAACAGUAUCAGAUUUUAACAGUGUAAUAAAUCGUGCUCAAGUUCUUAAUCAUGUUGUUUUAGCUGAAAUAAACUUUUUUCAAAAAGAAAAAGUUAAAGAUUUGAAUUUAUAUAUGAAAACACUUAUGAAUGAACAAAUUCUAUUUUAUGAACAAAUUACAUCAGAAUUACGUGAUGCAGCAAUGACAUUUAAUUAA
This is a messenger RNA of Rotaria sp. Silwood2, 2421 nucleotides long. Lineage: Eukaryota; Metazoa; Rotifera; Eurotatoria; Philodinida; Philodinidae. The record is from the annotation of a GenBank genome assembly.